AUGCAGCCUUACCUUGCCAUACCUGCUCUCCUCAUAGCCACUGCUGCCCUGAGCCCAGCCACUGCCACAGCACAGGGUGAAAACGAUGCCACUGGAGAAGAUGCCUACCCCCGACUGUGGGAGCAUGUCCCGGGCAGCCUGACGGACUUCCCAGUAAAGGACAACAAAAUCCUCAUCAAUGCUUGGAACUACCUACAGAGACUAGGAAUGUACAAGAUACUGAUAAAUUCUUCAGGCAAAUACUUCAUAGCCCCUCGAUCCCAGGAUGCUGGCAACAUUCUCUGGGGAUUGCCACUGCAGCAUGGGUGGCAGUUUCAUACAGGGAGACUGGCAGAUCCUUCCAGUGCAACUUCCUGUGGCCAUGAAGAUGGAGACCUCCUGUGCAUAUCUGUAAGGAGCUGGUGGUCCUGCAUGAACUACUACCUGGCUGUCAUACCCUUCCUGGGGGCAGUGGAUGCUGGCCUCUUUGGGCAGCUGCCCCAUGAGAUAGAGAUAUUGCCACCAGAGGAGCAAGAGGCUGAUUUCUGCUACAGCAUUGCUGGCUGCCGCGCUCGCUUCCCCAGGCUGAUGGAUGAGUGGAAAGCCUAUUUUGAAUAUCUGUUGUCUACAGACCAGGGAGCCAUGAGCCCUUUCAAAGUGGAUGAUGCCCUGAGCCUCAUGUGGAAGGCACACAUCACCUCCAUUGCUUAUGCACUGCCCAUGUUCCAGGACAGCUUGAAGUAUCUCUCUGAUCCAGAAGCAUCUUUUGGAGAAGACUGGGCUAAUGCUGUAGAUUUCAUUGCAGCCACACACUUCUCUACAGACUUGGUGAACACAAACCACUUCCAGGCUUUGCUGCCCCAGAGGAUGCUCCUUGAAGGGGACGUGCCCCCAGCCAGUAGUGACUUCAGUCCGCAGCAAAACCAAGUCCUGCUCAUGCUGAGAGCUCUUCACAAAGCAAAUCAGCUAUCAGGAGGGCUGCUGCUGAAGCUCUGGCGAAAGGCGAUGUCUACUGAGGCAGGGAGGAAAAUAGGCAGAGAGCUGAUUGAAAACUUGGCUUCCAGCAAGAAGUUUGACCCAGAAUGGGAAGAGAUAAUGAUCUGA
Molecule: messenger RNA, 1083 nt
Organism: Indicator indicator
Lineage: Eukaryota; Metazoa; Chordata; Aves; Piciformes; Indicatoridae
Gene: C27H6orf58
Product: chromosome 27 C6orf58 homolog
Exons: 6
Coding region: 1-1083 (360 amino acids)
Source: RefSeq, a predicted model, not a curated record